Molecule: messenger RNA, 2218 nt
Organism: Sabethes cyaneus
Lineage: Eukaryota; Metazoa; Arthropoda; Insecta; Diptera; Culicidae
Gene: HBS1
Product: protein HBS1
Exons: 6
Coding region: 98-2185 (695 amino acids)
Biological process (GO): translation
Molecular function (GO): GTP binding; GTPase activity
Source: RefSeq, a predicted model, not a curated record
UACCGUUUAUAUGGUGAUUUAGAAACGAUAAUCAAACGCCCUUUGCAUGUUUAAAUAGUUUGUUUUGUAUACCGAAUAAUAGUAAAAUAGUUUCACGAUGUCUCGUCAUCGAAACGUCCGGACGAUGAGCUAUGAUGAUUAUGAUGAUGAUGAAGAUUAUCACUAUGGCCACUCAGUUGAAGAUGACUGCAUCUCUCCGACGGAUGCUCAACAGUGGAUGUACGAUCGGGCCAAAGGUCAGCAAAGUAUGUCCGCGUUCUUAGCGAAUCAUAGAGACAUCGAGGAGGAAGAUGACAGUGUACAAGCAGAACCAGGACAAUCACCGCGAGAAAAACAGACACUUUACCGACGGGAUUCAGAGUGCUACCAAAUACCGGAACUGGCUGAUGAAGACCGUGCCAGGUUAAUAUCCUGUAUGGAAGAGAUAAGAAACAUCAUCGGAGAAGCCGUCCCGGACCGACAGCUGGUGGAGUCUAUAAUGAAACAUAACUACGAUUUUAACAAGGCUUUAGAUGAUAUUCUAAACAGCAGCGUAACACCUCCUACCUUAACUCCUGUUUCGAUAGUAAGAAAGGAUAACGAGGAUCCAGUCGAAAAAGGCAUUGGCCACCGAUUGUUCGAGAAAUCCGACAGGUUACACGCACAAAAUAAUUCAAUGGCAACGACAGCUCCCUCAGUGGAUCAGGGCAAGCCAGCAAUUCUGGUGACACCGACUGCGAAAACGGUAAGUGUUACCAUGGGGUUCGAAAUCAACAGCCCACGGAAUCAGUCACCGUCGGUGUCUGGCCGCAACACACCAGAAAUCGGCGAAGAUGGCAAGCAAGUGCAAUCUCAGCGAUCACUGGUCCGAGAAGCUCAACGGAAUGCUCAGGAAUUAUUCAAUAAAGAGCGAGGAACGGAAAAACAACACAUUCAUAUGGUAGUUAUAGGACAUGUGGAUGCCGGAAAGAGUACACUGAUGGGACACUUACUCUGUGACACCGGCUAUAUACCGCAACGGGUUAUGCACAAGAAUGAACAGGAAAGCAAAAAGAUGGGCAAGCAAAGUUUUAUGUACGCGUGGGUUCUGGAUGAAACCGGCGAGGAACGUGAGCGUGGAAUCACGAUGGAUGUUGGAAGUACGAGGUUCGAGACCACUAAUAAACAGAUUACCCUUCUCGAUGCCCCCGGCCACAAGGAUUUCAUACCCAACAUGAUAUCGGGCGCAAAUCAGGCAGACGUUGCCCUGCUAGUGGUCGACGCUACGAGGGGUGAGUUCGAAACGGGCUUCGAGCAGGGAGGCCAAACCAGAGAGCAUGCCCUGCUGGUGCGCUCGCUAGGAGUAAACCAGCUUGGCGUGGUUGUGAACAAACUGGACACCGUUAGCUGGUCCAAAGAUCGUUUCGAUGAGAUUGUUAGCAAGCUGAAAAUUUUCCUCAAACAGGCCGGUUUCAAGGAUUCCGAUGUUGUGUACGUACCCUGUUCCGGUUUAACCGGUCAAAAUCUGGCGAAAGACCCAACUGAUUCGGAGCUACUAAAAUGGUACACGGGUCCAACGUUGUUGAAAGUCAUCGACUCUUUCAAGACACCGGAGCGUUUGAUCGAUAAACCAUUCCGCAUGUCGGUAGCGGAUAUCUUUAAAGGCACUGGUUCAGGCUUCUGCAUUUCCGGUCGAAUCAUCUCCGGCAUGAUUUGCGUCAACGAUAAAGUUUCGAUAAGUCCCAGUAAGGAGCAAGCGGUGAUUAAAAGUAUCUCUAUAGACGAGGUACAACACACAACCUGUUUCGCUGGCGAUCAGGUCUCUGUCACGCUUGCGAACGUCGAAAUGGCUAAUAUCGCUAUUGGUUUCCUACUUGGAGAUAUCUACAAUCCUAUUCCGUUGGCGACUCGGAUUCGCGCCCGGAUAGUAGUGUUCAAUAUUAAAGUUCCAAUAACGAUGGGUUAUCCGGUACUUUUACAUCACCAAUCACUCAUAGAACCAGCCACAAUUUGCAAGCUUAGGGCGCAGCUACAUAAAGGAACCGGCGAAGUAGUCAAGAAAAACCCCCGCUGUUUAGGAAAUAAUUCCUGUGCCCUAGUUGAUCUUGAAUUUCAGCGACCAAUUGGCAUGGAACGAUAUGCGGAUUUUAAAGAACUAGGACGAAUCAUGCUUCGAGUUAGUGGCGUGACGAUUGCAGCUGGUCUCGUCACUGAUUUAGUAAAAUAAGUAUGUAUCCUAUUUUGCAAUAAAAAUGACAAU